Messenger RNA from Aspergillus pseudotamarii, 759 nucleotides. RefSeq lists its product as uncharacterized. Bases 1 to 759 code for a protein of 252 amino acids. The record is from RefSeq and is a predicted model, not a curated record. NCBI's taxonomy places the organism in Eukaryota, Fungi, Ascomycota, Eurotiomycetes, Eurotiales, Aspergillaceae. The transcript is spliced from 2 exons.
AUGCAUUUGACCGGGAGAGAUGGCAUAUCAAUUCUGCAACUUAUCGUCUACGUCCCUUUCCUGGUGAUCAUAUGGAUCGCCUGUUGGAGGCAUGGCUUUCGUCGUUCCGCAGGCUGGGUCCUAAUUCUGAUAUUUUGUCUCCUUCGUAUUGUCGGCUCCAUCUGUGAACUAUGCGCACGCAGCCAUCCAUCGAAAGAUCUCAUAAUCGCGGUCGUUGUUCUUGACUCGAUUGGCAUAUCACCACUGAUGCUUGCCACUUUGGGAUUGCUAUCAAGACUUACGAACUUAAUUCGAAAGGAAAUAGAAGUUACCCUCGAGCCGAAACUCUCCCGUCUGACACAUAUCGUCGUGUCGGUGGCCGUCAUCCUCAGCAUUGUCGGGAGUGCCUCCUCGUCCGAUCCUAACCACCCAAAAUCCACGUCCCGUGUUGGGGUUUGCUUGUACCUUGCUGCUUUAGCCGGGUGCGUUCUGCUUCUCGCUCUCUCCUGGGGCAAGUUACGCCACUGUCAAAAUAUCCCCAGGCGGGAGCGCCUAGCCGUCGUCGUUGUCGGAAUCGCGUCACCCUUACUUCUGAUACGGAUUGUAUAUUCAGCAUCAUCGGUGUUGGCCAAUAGUUCUGUGUUCAAUCUUGUGAAGGGAUCGAUAUCAGCCAAGGUCUGCAUGGCGGUGAUAGAGGAGAUCAUAAUCGUUGUCAUGUAUGCUAGUUAUGGCUGGUACCUAAACCCGCUCAAGGAUGUGCAGGGCGCUUCCCCACUGUGA